Molecule: messenger RNA, 1186 nt
Organism: Suillus clintonianus
Lineage: Eukaryota; Fungi; Basidiomycota; Agaricomycetes; Boletales; Suillaceae
Exons: 11
Coding region: 116-958 (280 amino acids)
Source: RefSeq, a predicted model, not a curated record
GAUUAACGCUUUGCCACCCUUAGACUGGUUGUGCACUGAGAACUCGAGCACAGCAUGCGAUGUACACACUAAUAUAUAAUUUAGGUCGACAUAAAGCAUCAAGCUUACACUCAGAAUGUCAGGAGCAGCAAUAACUAUUGGACCAGCGGUGGUUGGAUCGAUGAUCGCCAGCUACUUAUUUGGCUGCUCGACGAUGCAAACCUACACUUACUAUAAGCGUUUCCCAGGUGAUAGGAGAAUAUUUCAAAUUCUGGUGGCAGUCGUGAUGGUGCUGACUUUUGCCCAUAUCAUCUGCGUCAUGUAUUGGACAUGGACCAUGACCGUUACGGGCUGCCAGAAUCCUGAUGGUGUAACCAUAUUCUCCAGCUCUCGAGACGCAAAUCUCAUCCUGACACCGCUAAUCAGCACUCUUGUUCAGAUGUUUUUCAUUUACAGAUUGUUCAAAUUCUCAGGAAGCAAGACACUCGCCGCGUUUUGUGGCAUUCUCAGCACGUUGAAUCUUGCCGGCACUUUGGUGGAUGCAGCCAAGGCACUGAGCAUUUCCGCGGACAGAACUGCACAAAACGCACGAAAUUGGUUGACCAUCCUGACUCUUGUUUCAGCCGCUGUUUGCGAUCUUGUGAUCACGAUUGGGCUAGUGUAUUUCCUGCAGCGUGAACGCAGGCGCAGCAAGGCUCAGCAAACGCACAAUAUCGCUGACCGUUUGACUCUUUGGGCAAUUGAGACUGGUCUCGCAACUAGCAUGUCUGCUGUCUUGGUUAUUGUCUUCUUUUGUGCCAUGAGAAAUUCUUUCUUAUGGACGGCCAUUUAUGACGUUUUGGCUGAUGUCUAUACAAAUUCGCUCCUGGCUGCACUCAACAGCCGCAGGACUACUCGCAUUCGGGACACUCGCGUCGUCGAGUUUCCCACCUCUCACGACACAUUACCUGACAGUGACAAACCGGAGGUUAAUAAUUAGAUUGUCGGUUUUAUUAUACACUGCUCCUAAAGCUAUCGUGCUGUAUAGAUUCCCACCAAUAAUGUCCGACGAUGAGUUGACAGACAGUCACAGCAGUCAUCGCCCCCGAGCCAAUGACUCACGCAUCUCACCCAGGUUCGGCUCCUUGACGUGAAUGCAAAUCACAUUUCAAAUUUCAAACAUGUUCCGCAUCGGGUGCGAGUCACACCCCCCUAGCCAUACCAACAC